GAAGAUGUUUUUCUUUUGGGGACCAUCAUGGCUUUAGUGCAGGGUGGUUAUGUUAGAAAGAUACCUGCAGGGAAAGAAGUGAAGAUAGCGACCCUGGGAAUGACGAUGCUUAUCCCAAACUUUGUGUGUAUGGCCUUUGCCUACAGUGCUAGCCUGAUGUACAUAGGACUGACAUUUUUUGCCUUUGCUUCAGCCACAGUUGUUCCUUGUCUGACAACACUGAUCUCAGGAUUUGGAGGCACGGAUCAGAAGGGGGUGGUGAUGGGAGUGUUCAGAUCUCUAGGGGCUCUAGCCAGAGCUAUCGGUCCUGUCUUAUCCAGUAUAGGUAUGGUCAUAUGAUCACAAUAUUGGUUAAGCGUAAGUUAAUUGUUUUUCAUCUAAUUAAAGUCUUUGCUAUUAAUCUCGCUGCAUUUCAUUUCUGGAAAUAUGCAUAGCAUUUCUGACAUUUUUUUUAUCAUU
Messenger RNA from Saccostrea cuccullata (small rock oyster), 459 nucleotides. Its product is annotated as major facilitator superfamily domain-containing protein 10-like. The coding region runs from base 28 to 339 and encodes 103 amino acids. Lineage: Eukaryota; Metazoa; Mollusca; Bivalvia; Ostreida; Ostreidae. The transcript has 4 exons. The record is from RefSeq and is a predicted model, not a curated record.